Dovyalis caffra is the source of this 249-nucleotide messenger RNA. Lineage: Eukaryota; Viridiplantae; Streptophyta; Magnoliopsida; Malpighiales; Salicaceae. The record is from the annotation of a GenBank genome assembly.
AUGAGCAAGGUGUCGUACCAAUCAGGAAUGAGAGUGGUUCAAGGGAUGAAAGACCAAGCAUCAAAGGGUGAUUCAGGUACUAUCAAGUCUUUGAGAGAUUCUGCUUGCUCUUCUUCUUCAAAGCAGGCAAGGCGUUUCUCGGGUUCUGCUGAUUCAAGUGCUUAUAGGAUUGCCGAGAACGACAAGUUUAAGCAGGCUGAGGAGUCUCUUAGGACUGUCAUGUUCUUGAGCUGCUGGGGUCCUAACUGA